This is a messenger RNA of Manis pentadactyla (Chinese pangolin), 3031 nucleotides long. Its product is annotated as coiled-coil domain-containing protein 14-like. Gene Ontology annotation, cellular component: centriolar satellite. Bases 1314 to 2216 code for a protein of 300 amino acids. NCBI's taxonomy places the organism in Eukaryota, Metazoa, Chordata, Mammalia, Pholidota, Manidae. The record is from RefSeq and is a predicted model, not a curated record. The transcript has a single exon. Gene Ontology annotation, biological process: protein localization to centrosome.
UAUGUGUGACUGUUUUUACAAAAAUAGUAUUCUAUCAAUGUUACUUAUGGCCUGUUCUUUUAAAUUUACCUUAUAUAAUGAACGUUUCUCCAUUAAUAAAUAUUCUUUACAACAUAACCAUAAGUGGCUAUAAUGUAAUUAUACUAUUAUUUAUCUAAAUCAAUCCACUGUAUUUGAAGAUAAAGAUACUGAGUCUAUCUAUUUUCUAUUGUAAAUUUAUCUUUGUAAAUAUAUCUUUUGGUAUAGCCUCUGUUUCAGUAGGGUGGGUCAGAACAUGUGGGAAUAUAGGUCUUCAAGGCUUCAGAUGUACUGCCAGUUUGCUCUCCAGAAGAGUUAUACCAGUACACAGUCCUACUAGCAACCUGCCUCUCCAAGCUUCUCUAGUGGUGUGUAUUAUUAUUUUUUUGAUAAGGGAAAAAAAUCACAUUUUAACAAUUUGAAUUUCUCUGAUUGGCUAGUUGUAAUCUUUUAAAGUUAUGUUAAUGUCUUUUUAAAAAUUGGUGUGUUUCUUUUUCUUAUCAAUAUGUGAGAACAUACAUGAUUCAGUUGAAGUAGACUAAGGCUUGGUUUACAAUGACUUUAAUAGGACUACCAAUAAAAGCUGCCAUCAAAUGAUUACCCAGUUAGCCUGAAGCCAGGCUAAGCAUUUUUUCCCUAUGUUUUAUUAUUUUAUUAUAUGUAAUGUUUGUUUUAAUUCUGAAGUAGGUAUCUUCAUUUAGCAAUUGAGGAACUUGAGUUUCAGAAAGGAUGAGUGACUUGCCCAAGAUCACAGCUAGUAAUAGGCUAAGGUUUUAUUCCAUUUCUGUCUGACUUCAAAUCCUGUGUGGUUUUCCUUAUGUCCACACUUUUCUUGGUUCCUAGCUGUUGCCUACACUUAAUUAUGCCAGGUGAUUAUUUCUAACCAUCCUUUUUUUUUUUUGCCAGUAUUGUUCCAAUGUCCUUUACAUAUUUUUUGAGUAGAGAGAAAUAAUUAUGAACAGAAUCCCCUAAGAAAUAAAUUAUACUUAUCAUUUUGCAAUGUUGCUCAAGAAAAAGCAUCUCUGUACCUUAAGAGAAAAAAUUUCCGAGCCUCUAUUUUUAGAUGUAAUAUUAGAUUUGAUACAGACCAAAGUCUUUUAUCAUUUGUUACUUUAAUUUACUCAUUCCAGAGUGUAUUCUGUGAUUUUGUGCUUUUAGUUUCUUUUUUCUAUAUUGAGAACCAGGCACUUACCUCAAAUCCUUUCUUUUAAAGAUGAGGUGUAUAUAAAUAAAUGAAAAACAAGUUUAAAAAAUUAGUGUACUAAAUUCUUCUUAACAGAACUUUACAGAACAGUAUGGCAAAGCUUCUUUCAGAUCUUAGUAUGGACAAUGCUCGCUGCAAGCCUGGGAAUAAUCUUACCAAAUCACUUCUGAACAUUCAUGAAAAACAACUUCAUGACCCAAUCCCUGCUCACACUUCCAUAAUGAGCUACCUAAAUAAGUUAGAAACAGAUGACAUUUUUACACUUUCUGCAAUUAACAAUGAGGAAAACAUAGUGCCAGGUAGACCCUAUGAAAAUGCUCUGCCUUCCAAAGGCCCUCAACAUAGUAACAGUGGGAGCAUGGAGGAAACAGUAGCCCCUGGAAUCACUUCUUCCCUUUCAAAACAAGAUUCUGAUGAGAAUGAAAUGACAACAUUAAUAGAAGAUGAGUGUAAUUUGGAUACUACAAUUUACAUUCCGUUUGCUAGAAGCACUUCUAAAAAGAAAUCACCACCAUCCAAGAGAUUAUCUCCCCAGCCACAGGUUAGUGUAGCUCCACCACAGCUGGUCAGCAACAAUGGACUCAUCUCUGAAAAGGAAAAUAAAUUGUGUGCAUCCGGAGUUUGUUGCCCUUCCAGAAAGGAAGCAGAAGAUGCACCUGAGAAACAUUCCCGAACAGCCGACACAGAGGACAGGAAGCUCCUCAAGAAAAUAAAGGAAGCCAUCUGCAAGAUUCCCGCAGCCACUGAACAGCCACCGGAACUGGCUGCACCUCUCGGCCCCUCCCUUUGUCCGAGGAGCAGCAUUCAAGUGAACAGUAGUGUUGUCUCCGAUGGCAGCUUUUUACAUUCUGACUUGAUAUCCGACUGGAGCAUCUCUUCUUUUUCAACCUUCACUUCCCAUGAUGAACAAGACUUCCGUAAUGGCCUUGCAGCACUGGAUGCCAACAUCGCUAGACUCCAGAAGUCCUUAAGGAAUGGUCUUCUGGAGAAGUGAAUUCCAAAGGGGACUGAGAGCUUCUUUUUAAGAAAAGAACUUGGCUACAUUUGAAUGCAUAUUUUUAGUUUCUUUAGAGAAAUGUUUUAUACUAAUUAUGGGUCAAAAAAUUAUAUGAAUAAUACAUUUAUUAUUGAACUAUGUUGACAUAGAAGAGCUUAUAAAAACAAGGCAUCUUAUGAAAUUGGCAUUUGCUAAUAAAGUUGUAGAUAGCUAGGAAAGUCUUGUAAAUCAUUUUAUUUUAGUACUUAGCAAUUAGAGUUCUUAUCUUACUCUACUUAGGCUAAAGGUACAGGUCAGAAGGAUUCUGUCGUUGUCCUAAAGGAUAAUGGGAAGGAAAUUUCUGGAUACAAUUUAUUAUAUUCAGGCUAGAGUUUCUUUUCUCUUUCAAGAUUCCUGUUUGUUUCUUAAUGGCAUGUGUUUUUAUAUGGGAUGCUCCGUGGUGUUGGUAAACCUUUAAGCCAAUAUCUCCACCUUUUAAGAAAACAUUGAUUUGUCCAAGAAAGUAUAGAUAACACCUUAAAUCAGUACAUGGUUUCUUAAAAUGUGAGCAUUUUUAAUUAUUUAUAUCCCAAAUGCAUGUUUAAGAUCCUUAAAAAAUAAAGGCAGACUGAUAAAGAAAUGCUAACAGAUAGUUCUAGUUUUAGAAAUUUGUUUUUUUAAUAAAUAAGAAAUGUUUAUUUGGUUUUUUUCCUUAUUAUUUUUGAACAUGAUUGAGUUUGCAAAUCUUGAACUGGUUGUAAUUCUGCCUUUCAAGACUUCAGAAGUACAGUUCAGAAAUACAAAAUAAUAAAGCAAGGAAAAAGAUUGUGUCA